AUGGCCCACAGCUCACUCUCAUGGGUGCUGCUCCUCUUGUUGAGUAAUAAUGUGCGUAUCGUGCAGUCUUUGUCCCAACCAGUCAAAGUAAGGGUCUGCCAGAACAAAUAUUGCAAAAAGCGUUAUGCGAACCUGAAACAAUGUGUCUCGCAACUCCUUCCUGAGGCCAAAGUCGAGUCGUCGGGUUGUCUCUCCCAGUGUAACGACGGCCCCAACAUCGAAGUGGAAAGUGGAGGUCAUGCCACCAUAUUGAAUGGAAUCCAAGAUGUCACGACUGCCGCUAUUUUGCUCGAACAGAAUACGGAAAUGAGUGUUCCCAAGAUUCUUCUUGCCGCUUCCAAAAUUCUGGAGCAGGUACCCUCUCUAGAUUCGGCAGAAGGAUUGAGAUAUCUGAAUAGCGUCAUUUCCAAAUUGGAAGCAUCGGAAUAUAAGGCAUCACCUGCCAUGGCGCGAGCACUGGUGGUAAGGGCUGACUUACAUCUCCAAUCUGGAGAGCCAGGCAAAGCCUUGGAGGAUGCCCAACGAGUUCUAGAGCUGAAGCAGGUUGCCACCUCGGAGACCCUAGCCUUGGCCUAUCGGAUUCUGGCGGAUACGGAGGAAAACAAAGUCCGUGUCAUUGCAGUCUUGCAACAAUGGCAAAAGGAUCUCCCUGAGUUUCGCACCAAACUGCAACAUGAGAUUCAACGAAUAGUAGAUAGCAUGGACCACGAUGGUGAUGAUGGCAGUAAGGGAAGAAAUUCCUUCAUGCCUGUCUAG
Cylindrotheca closterium is the source of this 756-nucleotide messenger RNA. The record is from the annotation of a GenBank genome assembly. NCBI's taxonomy places the organism in Eukaryota, Bacillariophyta, Bacillariophyceae, Bacillariales, Bacillariaceae.